ACUCGCCUCCAUUUGGCCCUUCUGCAGACGGGCUCUGCUUAUCCCUGCACUCCAAUAUGAAACCCACCACCAUGGCGAUCCUGCUGCUUCUCUUGGCUGCAUUCCCUGUCCUGGGGGCCAAUGAUCCUACUGAUCCAAACAGCCCCUUUUAUUACGACUGGUACUCGCUGCGUGUUGGCGGUUUGAUCGUUGCUGGUGUACUCUGUUUUCUGGGAAUUGUUAUCCUGCUGAGUGGAAAGUGCAAAUGCAAACCUAAGAGGAAAAACAGUGUGCACACCAUGCAAAAGCUCCCGCUUGCAGGAGAAACCAGUGAAUGCUAAGUGAAGAUAAUGACUGCUCCCACUAACAUACCGGCCAUACCUGACUCCUCUCUCAAUUGAUGUAACACACUGGAUCUUUCAA
Podarcis raffonei (Aeolian wall lizard) is the source of this 402-nucleotide messenger RNA. RefSeq names its product FXYD domain-containing ion transport regulator 3-like. Gene Ontology annotation, molecular function: sodium channel regulator activity. Bases 57 to 320 code for a protein of 87 amino acids. The transcript has a single exon. Gene Ontology annotation, cellular component: membrane. The record is from RefSeq and is a predicted model, not a curated record. NCBI's taxonomy places the organism in Eukaryota, Metazoa, Chordata, Lepidosauria, Squamata, Lacertidae. Gene Ontology annotation, biological process: regulation of sodium ion transmembrane transporter activity.